AUGGCUGGGGCCCCAGGAGUUAAAUGGUCAUUUCUGGUGGUGCUCCUGCAGCUUAUCCUUAUUUGCUCCUCUCAGAGGAGUGAAGGACCUGCUGGCCCUCCUGGACCUGCAGGUGUCCCAGGAAUUGAUGGCAUAGCUGGGGAGAGGGGAGAAGAGGGCAAGGAUGGUCUUCCUGGUCCUGAUGGCGAUGCAGGUAAACCCGGCUCUACAGGAUUACCUGGAAUUCCUGGAAAUGACGGUUUGACUGGCCCCAUUGGGGAUCUUGGGCCUGACGGUCCCCCUGGACAGAAAGGUGAACCUGGAAAUUCUGGGCCUCGUGGAACAGCUGGUGUUGGGCCAGAUGGACCUCCAGGACCACCAGGGCCUGGAGGACUUCCUGGUGAAGUGGGAAAAGUUGGACUUCCUGGGGCCAUGGGUGUGAGAGGGCCGCAGGGACCCCGUGGACCAACAGGACCCAGAGGUGCAGCUGGAAUGCUUGGCAGUGCUGACCUGUGUCCGAACUCUUGUCCACCUGGUACUCCUGGGCAUCCUGGCCUUCCUGGUAUGAAGGGCCACAAAGGGGUGAAAGGUGAAGCAGGAGAACCUGGGAAACAAGGGCACAAGGGUGAAGAGGGAGACCAGGGAGGUCCAGGAGAGGUUGGAGCCCAAGGACCAACAGGACCUCAGGGAAUUCGUGGAGCCACAGGUAUGAUGGGCACCAAGGGAGAAAUGGGAGCUCGAGGUCCUGAUGGAGAUCCAGGUCCCCAGGGAGUUGCUGGGGCCACUGGAGACCAAGGCCAGAGAGGUGUGAUGGGGGAGCCUGGGCCUAAAGGUGAAACGGGCAUUCAAGGACCAAGAGGGAUCACAGGCCUUCCAGGUCCCAAGGGAGAGCCUGGCUUACCAGGUGUGGACGGUCGUGAGGGCAUUCCUGGUAUGCCAGGAGCCAAGGGAAACAUUGGGAAGCCAGGAGUUCCUGGAGAGGUUGGACUUCAGGGGCUUCCUGGUUUGCCUGGUACGUCUGGACCAAAAGGCUUAGGUGGCCCUAAGGGAGAUUCUGGUCAGGGAGGCUUACCAGGAACACUGGGAUCUACUGGAAAACCUGGGGAGCGCGGAGAACAGGGAGAAGUGGGACCUGUGGGACCCAUCGGUGAGCCUGGAGAUUUGGGAGAACAAGGCCCAGUGGGACCAGCUGGCAAGCCAGGUGCAAGGGGACCAAAAGGUGAUCCCGGUCUUCCUGGUCUCCCAGGUCCUCCUGGCCUGCCAGGAGCGAAAGGAGAGAGAGGAGAGCGUGGAGAAGCUGGACCCAAAGGAGACCAAGGAGCACAGGGUGAUGAAGGAAAUUCUGGAGAGAAAGGGGAUGUUGGUGACCCAGGAGAGCCUGGACCAAAAGGAGAGACCGGAAACCCUGGUGAGCCUGGCAAAAGAGGUCCAGAGGGAAAUCGAGGUCAGCCUGGUAUUGAGGGUCCUCUUGGCACACCUGGACCACGUGGCAUGCAAGGGAACAGGGGUCCACGUGGAGUGAGAGGGUCCCAGGGUCCUGCGGGUAAAGAGCCAAGUGAUCAGCACAUCAAACAGGUUUGCAUGCGAGUCAUGCAAGAACAGCUGGCUCAGUUAGCUGCUAGUUUAAGAAGGCCAGAGUCUGGCGUUGCUGGUUUACCUGGUAGGCCAGGACCUCCCGGGCCUCCUGGACCUCCAGGAGACAAUGGCUUCCCUGGGCAGGCCGGAGCAAGAGGUCUUCCAGGACUCAAAGGGCCACAAGGACAGAUGGGGUUGAAAGGACCCAAAGGUGAAAUGGGCGACAGAGGGGGAAGAGGACCCACUAUGCGAGGACCUAAAGGUCAGCCAGGACCCCCAGGACUUCCUGGGGAACCAGGAAAGCCUGGGUACGGUCAAGAUGGUCGGGAUGGGCAAAGAGGACCCCCUGGCGUUCCUGGACAGCCCGGCGUGCCUGGACCUCCUGGUGCAGCUGGUCCAAAUGGUUACUGUGACCCAUCAGCUUGCAACCUCCCAGCAGGGGCUGCCCAGCAGUCUCUGGAUGUGAAGGGACCUGCAGGGAACUAAGAGACACUUUGGCAGAGACAGAAAGACUGCUGGAUAAUCUCCCCUGAGCACACAACAUUUGUCACACUUUCUUCCUGGGGGCUGCAGUUGGCAGGGUGUCUUUGAUUCAUUAACCUCUUCAAGCAUGUUUUGUGUCAACAUCUCCAUCAGGGGGAGCCAGCAUCUUUGAGUCGUAAAAAGGAGCAAAACACCGCUUUUCAUGUGCUGCAAAGCUCACUCUCAUGUGUUUUCCUUUCUGAGAGAUGUUUUGAUGUAUUCAGGACUGUGCUCACAUUUCCAAAAUUUGAAAUGAUCAGAGAUGUUUGUUUAUUCCACGCUCUUUGUACAUCUGCUUGAAUUUUCCUUUCAUGUUCUCCAUUUUCAUUGUUUUAUGAAUAAAAACGCAACUUUUUUUUUCACAGAAGAGCUCAAAAUAGCAUUCAAAGCAAAUCAGGGUCAGGAUUCUGUAGGUUUAAAGAUCCUGUUUUAGUUUUACGUUCUCCAGGUGAUAAUGUAACAAGGAUAAACCUGCUGAAACCUAAUUUAUUUAAUUUCCAUUUCCAUGCCAGGUUGCUUUGUCAGCCCUACACUUCCAAAUAAAAAGGAGAGAGGAUGAAGGUGUCACCAAGUCACACUGACUUCAGUGAAUGUUGUA
Melanotaenia boesemani (Boeseman's rainbowfish) is the source of this 2674-nucleotide messenger RNA. RefSeq names its product collagen, type IX, alpha 1b (gene col9a1b). Gene Ontology annotation, cellular component: collagen type IX trimer. Bases 1 to 2040 code for a protein of 679 amino acids. NCBI's taxonomy places the organism in Eukaryota, Metazoa, Chordata, Actinopteri, Atheriniformes, Melanotaeniidae. The transcript has 32 exons. The record is from RefSeq and is a predicted model, not a curated record.